UGAUUGCACUCUAGUCCACGUAAAAACAUGGCAUCACCAUCUCCACCAAAACCAAUCGAAGAGCCACGCCCACCAGAAUCAAACCCCUCUAGUGAAAAAAAAAAAGGCCUUGAUCAUUAACCAAAAAACCUUAUCCAAACUCCAAUGACUACAAUCACCCUCUCCCUCCCUUGCACAAACCCCUACUUCCUCUCUUCUUCUCCAAAACGAUUCAGAUUCAACACCCAAUCAGCACAACUUUCCCCUUCCUCCUCCUCACCUCUCCAAUCCCCACCACUCCCCAAAACCACCGGAGUCAUCGUCAUCGGCGCGGGCCUCGCCGGACUCGCCGCCGCCACCCACCUGAACUCCCAGAACAUCCCCUUCCUCCUCCUGGAAGCCUCCGACGCCGUCGGAGGCCGCGUCCGCACCGACAUUGUCGACGGCUUCCUCCUCGACCGCGGCUUCCAAAUCUUCAUCACCGCCUACCCGGAAGCCCAAAAGCUCCUCAAUUAUCAAUCUCUCAACCUCCAGAAGUUCUACUCCGGCGCCCGAAUCUUCUACGAUGGCCAAUUCCACACCGUCGCCGACCCUCUCCGCCACUUCUGGGACUCCGCGAGGUCCCUCACCAACCCAAUCGGAUCCCCCCUCGACAAGCUCCUAAUCGGAUCCACCAGAAUCCGCGCCCUCGUCAAAUCCGACGAAGAAAUCCUCACCGCAGAGGAAGUCCCCACAAUCGAACUACUAAAAAAACUAGGGUUUUCCGAUUCCAUCAUCCGAAGAUUCUUCCGUCCGUUCUUCGGCGGAAUCUUCUUCGACCCUGACCUGGAAACGACGUCGCGCUUGUUCAAUUUCAUCUUCAAAUGCCUCGCCCUCGGAGACAACACUCUUCCAGCGAGGGGCAUAUCGGCGAUCCCGGAACAGCUGGCGGCGAGGUUGCCGUCCGGUUCGAUCCUGCUCAACUCCAAGGCCGUUUCGGUCGACCUCGAUAAUUCCGAUUCGCCGCUCGUGAGACUCCAAAACGGCGACGUUUUGAAGAGCGAGCUAGGAGUCAUAGUAGCGGUUGAAGAACCAGCAGCAGUUCAUUUAUUAUCUGGAAGAACCGGUCCGGUUCCUAAAAAGCCGGUUCGAAGCACGGUCUGUUUGUACUUCACCGCGAAUCGGGACCAGAUCCCGGUACCUGACCCGGUUCUGUUUCUGAACGGGUCGGGUAAGGGGAUUGUGAACAACAUGUUUUUCGUCACGAACGUGGCUCCGUCGUUUGGCCCACCCGAUAAAGGCCUUGUAUCAGUGUCACUAAUAGGGCUCUUUGAGGGCGUGUCAGAUGAAGAGCUUGUGGGUAAAGUGGUUAAUGAGCUUUCGGGUUGGUUUGGGGAGAAAAUGGUUUCGAAAUGGAACCAUUUGAGGACUUAUCGAAUCGGGUUCGCACAGCCCAAUCAGUGCCCGCCCACGGAUCUGAAGAAAGACCCGAGAGUUGAGUCGGGUUUGUAUGUGUGUGGGGAUCAUUUGACCUCUGCCACGUUUGAUGGUGCUUUGGUCUCUGGGAGGAGGGCAGCAGAAUCCCUAUUGAAGGAUAGAGCCCUCACUGCAGCUUAACAAUUAUCUACUUUUGUCAAACUGGGUGCAUAAUCAAUUUUCAUCUAUAAUAUGUUUUUUUUAGGACUAAUUAGCAUAGCAUGAUUUUUAAUUGCAACAUAUUUUUCUUUCUUUCUUUCUCUUUAGCUAAUUAAUUGUUAUCUGUUGUAUCGGGAUCCAACUUAUUCCGUAUGAUCAAAUUGUAGAAAUAAAUAUCAUGCGGAUCCAGGAUCCCGUCGCCAGUAAUUGAUGUAUAUCCAUGUACUACGGUUUUCAUGUAUGCUUCACGAAUUAAUUUACUUGCAA
Molecule: messenger RNA, 1860 nt
Organism: Glycine soja
Lineage: Eukaryota; Viridiplantae; Streptophyta; Magnoliopsida; Fabales; Fabaceae
Product: 15-cis-phytoene desaturase, chloroplastic/chromoplastic
Exons: 1
Coding region: 145-1575 (476 amino acids)
Molecular function (GO): oxidoreductase activity
Source: RefSeq, a predicted model, not a curated record